AUGCUAAUUCGAGAAAUGGGGCCACGAUAUGUUUUACACUGUUUAAAAGGUUCAUUCAUAAAAUAUGGUGAGGAUGUUCAAGCAGGUGUACUUCAGACGGGUACUAUGCCACCAACCGUAGAUGAACAGCUAAAAGAAAAUUCUUGGGGUAAAGAACCAAUAGAAGAUUAUGGAUUUCUUCAUACAGAAACCAAUGAUGGUCGAAUCAUAAAAGAAAAAUUUGAAACAUUAACUGGUAAUUAUGGACUGUUUUAUGAACAAUUAUAUGCUGCUAUUGUUCAUGGAAAAGAAUUAGAAAUUCGACCUGAAGAUGGUUAUAAUGUUAUUCGUAUUAUUGAACUUGGUUUACAAAGUAGUCAAGAAAAACGAACAUUACAAUGCAAUCAACUUUUAUGA
Molecule: messenger RNA, 396 nt
Organism: Rotaria sp. Silwood2
Lineage: Eukaryota; Metazoa; Rotifera; Eurotatoria; Philodinida; Philodinidae
Source: the annotation of a GenBank genome assembly